Molecule: messenger RNA, 5639 nt
Organism: Amoebophrya sp. A25
Lineage: Eukaryota; Dinophyceae; Syndiniales; Amoebophryaceae
Source: the annotation of a GenBank genome assembly
AGCAUGGUAAGAUGGGUCGUGAAGGGUAUUCACGAAAAGUGAGCUUCCAUGUGCUGAAAGCAGGUACCUAGUUCAAAAGGACCUCCGCAUUGAUAUGAUCAGAAGAUCUUCAAAAUCUGAACGGUCUAAAGAAAAACCAUAUUAACUUCCAAAAUAAUGCCUCUGCCUCUCCAGCCAUCUCCUUUCUCCGCACUGGAGUGCGCGAUCUCGAGUGUUUUGGAUCGCUGGGACUUUGCUGGUGGACCUCCUGACGAAAAAACCGAAAAAAAAGCGGAGGACAGCCUCGAAGACGACGAGCUACUCUCUGAAGGAGCAGCCGACGCCUUAAUGGAGAAUCAUCUUCAGUUCGCUGACGCCCUACGAGAAAUCGCAGAUGAGGAAGAUCCAUCAGCUCUGGCCUCCUCUUCAGGCUGUGAGGAUCCUGCAUGUGACUCGGAAAAUCUUUUUUCUUGUGAGGACCAGGCAGACGACGACGAGCGUGAGCAGCUUUUUCCGAAAAGUGCUAUGAAUAGCGGUAAAGACGACAGCGAAGGAGUUGAUGAUGGGCCACACGCAUCGUGUUCCUCUACUUCUAGUUUAGUUUCAUCACCUCUGGCUGCAUCGAACGAUGGUGAUGCUGGCCUUGACAAUUUCCGGGUGGCCUCAUCUUCAGAUAGUAGAAAGGAUCAUGAUGAGGAACAACUUCUACACGAUUACGAGGACAACAUCAACGAAUGGGAACAGGCAGCUGUUGAGGAUAAUGACCAAUCCACCCUCCAACCGCAACUACUGCGUGGUGGGCCAGCUUUUCUAUUCUCCACGCACGAGGAGGGUGCUACUAGCGUAUCCUCUUUCGGAGGUCGACAACAUGAUCUCCCUGACGUCGAUGGGGAGUAUGAAGUAGUACCAAAACCAAAUGAUUAUAGAGGAACAAGUUGUAGGAGCAGCACUACAACUUCUACUACUAGAGGAAGAACGAUAUACGAUGGUGCGGGAGAAGGGGAUAAAGUAGUAGGAGGAGUGCUAGAUGUCGACAGCAUCUGCAAGAAAGCAGAACGGAUCUACUCAGAAGCAAUGAAAAUAGGAGAAGACGUAGACGAUGUGGAAGCGGAGUGGUCUGAUAUCGUUAAGGGUAGGCUAGUGCAGGUGGUCUUGUUACCGUUUGCUAUGUCUCUCCUAGUACGGGAGACAGGCAUAACAAACGGGACGACACAGAAACACCAAAAGGCUACCUCUAGUAUCGGGCUGGUUCCUGAAGUAGGUGAAGCAGCAAGAGGAGCUUCUUCGUCCUCUUCGACAGCACGACGGGACUUCUACCCAAAACGCCUCAACGCAGCUGCUGCUCUCUCAGGAACAAGUCAACGCACAUUCCUUUUCGGCCCAGCUGAGAGCAAGCAGGAGGAAAGACAUCGACCAGUUUUUUCGCUAAAGGAUCUGCGCGACCAUCCAGAUUGGGCGUCGGAACCUGCAGCCUUUAGUCUAGACUUGGUCCAAGAGGAUCUGGAGAAAAUACAGAAGCAGGCGAGACUAAAAUUUGCUGAAUAUGUUACGGCAACAUACUUGAUUGUGGAAUAAUUUGAAGAUGUAUUGUAAGAUAAGACUUUUGACUAUCUGAGGUUCACAAGAGUAUUGUCGAAUGCAGCUCGCCAGAAGAUGUCGCUCUUGUUCCUCGUCUGCCAUUAUUGUGAAUACCUGAGCAACAAGCCCCAUGCCCAUGGGAUGAAGAAAAUCAAAAACGACAGUAUCUCCGUCGCUUCACCUUAUAAUCUUGCUUUCUCAAUGACUGAUAACCCGUCAUCAUCUGCUAAUCUCUAUCAGCAGAGAGUCGUGCUGAAGGAUGAGCUGCGGCUAGUCGGGGACGAACUCGCGGCUGGUUAUCGGGCAAGCGCCACCAGAAUCCGGAUGGGCAUUGACGCUGAGAUCAAUGAAACCUCUGCUGUUGCGAGAUUUCUCCGGUGUAUCCUCAAUUUAUGGUCGUGGAAAAGUUUCUGCAUCUGCAAUUCGCAUUUAUACAGUACUUAGUCUUAGUACUAGUACUAGUUUCGAACUACAAUUGAUUUUAAGAUAAACCUUUGGGAAACCUUUCCCACCAACAAGUUGUAGCGACCCACCUCAAAUGAAGAAUCAAAAGAUGAACGUGGCGUCCCCAGAGACUAGUUUCUUUCAUAGAUCAACGGACCACUGGGCCCACCAGAGGAGCAAAGUAUCUAUUACCUCGGUCCAAACUCCCUCGGCUUGGCUGAAGACGAUACAAGUGCAGCCAGACUCAACUUAUGACGACUCCCCAGAGUAAAGAAUAGUUGACCAACAUGAAGAACUGAGAACGCGACGAAGCAAUGUUGAACGAAGGAGGUUCAUAUAAUCUCAUUUUUAUCAUCCACACACUCACACCGUGAUGAAGGUGAAAAUUUGAUAUACAUAGAAGAACACUAUGUCGCUGUCGGUGCUGAGCUCUCUUACGGACAUGACGCGCCAUUGCUUCUACCCUUCCUGUUGACCCUCUGUCCUUCUCCUCUCAUAUUUGGACUUCACUCCACCGGAAGAACCGGUGGCGGAGCUUCCCAAGGAGGCUCGGAAUGCAGCUUUGAGCCUUGCUUCUCGCGUGCACGAUUACUGGAAGGCGCUGAGUGAGAAGCUGCGGGUGCUUUUAUGUUGCGUCGAUAAUACUCUUUCUGUAGUUGUUGUUGAAACUGAACAAACUAUCUGAGUCCUAGUAAAAAUGAUCUUUCUGUUGACUCCUGCUUUGUGCCCGUAGGAAGGUCAGGUUGCAAAUUAUGCAAGGGAGCAAGCCAUAUGCCCGGUUCUCCCCUUGUCCUUCCGGUCUCUUCUUCAUGUCCCAGCCUGAUGCAAAGUGUUUCCGACAAUUUGUUAGAGACGGAGAAGGAGCUUGCUGUGGCCACCGUUGAUCAAAGCGACCUUCAAAUCGUGCUGCAUUCGGAAGAGCUUCAUUCCUAUCCAGCGUCCGUCUACGAAGAUCCCCAUAAACUUGGGAAGAAAACUGGAGGAUUAUGACAAAAGGCUUGUUAGAAAUAUAAUUCUUCUAGGUGGUAGUUUUUUGACUUCACGGAGGAAGUACUAGAAGGUACUUUGCUCUUGGAUUAAAUAGAAGGAGGAGGAGACAGGGACAAGUUUGUUAUCCCCACUGCAGCACACGGAUCAUGAACCUGGCCCUGUACCUUUUGUAGUCCUUCUAUAAUCCUCUGUACCUUUUGUAGUCCUUCUAUAAUUAUCUGUACCUUUUGUAGUCCUUCUAUAAUCCUCAGCAAUAAGCAGUACCAGGAAUUGCUGGAGACAAAGGCGAAUUUGAGUGGCGGCAACCUGGCAUUCCGUCGAUCCGAGUUCCUGAAGGCAGCCGACAAAAGGGAAAGAUACAAGAAAAAGCUGUCUUUGCUCGGUGAAAGCGAAAGCGACCUGGGAGACCUUCUUCAGUACGUCUCCAGCAAUGCACCGCGUGAGCCUUCGCUCCUCUACAAGCCGUUCGAUCCGACCAGCGAUGUGGAGAAUUUCUAUGGACUGAGCGCAGGAGACGCCUAAACAAGUCAGAAUUGACAGCACCGCAUGUUCUCCAGCAUUGGUCAACGCUUGUGACUGUUCCUUCGAUCGCUGAUCAACGCGAGUGAUUCCUUCUCCAAAUUCAUCUUCAUCUCCCUCUAUAAUACCCGUCCUCUCCCUCCUUGUUUAAUACUCCGCUUUUCGUUUUUCCUUUUCUUGUGUCUGCCUGAGCAACCUGCUCAACAAGAAAAGAUCAUGGGUUUUGGAAGAACAACGAUUCAAUUAUAUUAUACUUUUCUUUCAUAUCCCUCUAGAGCGGUACAUGUACGAAGCAGAUCGAGCCAGAGCAGCCCACGAACUUCGGUUGAUGCGCCACAAGGCAGAUCUCCUGCAAAGAAUCCUCGAGGUCCAGGACAGCAUGCGAAGGGAGAGCACGUCUCAACUCUGCGCCGUGACUGAGUCUCUGAAGACGGUGAAAGAGUAAGGCUGCAAAUGACCACCAAGUAUAUCGUCAGGUUAAGCUAACAAGAGAGCAACAGUCAGACUAAUUGUUCAAAAAUGGUAUCUAUCAUUCGAGAGGAUACUUGUUGAUAGUUACCCUUUUCUCUUUUAUAUCUUCCUCUGGUCUGUCUUUUUUCUAGUUAGGUCGGCUCCACCACAAUCUAUCAUUAGAGAGGAAAGCCGAAAGCGAAAGCGUGCCCCUAGAGAAAAAGAUGGAGAAGAUUAGAGUCCGAGGCAUCUUAAUGAUCAAAAAGUAAAUAUUGUUGUUGAUCCACUCCUUCCUCCCUGUUUCAUUCCUGACUCGUGAUGACGAACCGGGAUAUCAAGUUCGUGGAUGGCGGCGGCACCUACACGCGCACGUUGUUGAAGGAUGUGGAUCAGGGGAACGUGCAGGGAAUCCGCUUAGUCGGUGGCGCGAUGCAGGGAGGGAUGGGACGCGUAGCGCAGUUCGAAGAUCCAUCUACUAACAUUAGGACUCUUCAGAUACAGAUUAGUAACCCAGUCAUCUUCACAGGUUUCUUUGAAGGACCUGUUGAGAAUCAGAAUCUCUCAAUACGCUAUUAUAAAUCAUGAUCGAUGGAAAGUUGUUCUUGUUCCUGUGAGCUGUUCUAAUAGAAUGGCUGUUAGAGCGGGGGGUAAGUCGGCGGAUUACACCGCUGGAUCCGUAUUUUACGACCCCUAUACCAGAUACGACAAGAGAAUGGGAAGAAAGUACUAGUACAUUAUCGGACUAUAUCGGAUUUUUUGUCUACUUCUCUGUCUUAGCAAGCUAGGUCCCGCGGUAAUAUCCGACUAUAUCAAGCAAUUCAGGCUCUUAUACAAUUUGUAAUGUUGAUAUUUUUGCAUCUUCGGUUCUUUCAUGUACAAGAAACUCCACCUCUACUACUAACUUUCAGAUUACCACACGCGAUUCAGCCUACAGUUCGAUUUGGUCAUGCAAUGCCACCCACGUCGAUAGGGAAUAGUCUCCGCCAUCUGAAUACAGUGAGUGCAGUGAGAAGGAAAUUAUGUUGGGACUUUUUUUUAGCAUUUUCCAUACCCAUACCCAUUCAUAAAAUACUGGAGUUAGUGCUAAUCUCUGUUGAAAUGGACACGCAUGGAGUAGCAUGGAGUGCAUGGAGCGCAGAGGACCCAUUAAGGGGCGCAAGAAGCUCCCCCUUUAGCUCCAUGCUACUCCAUGUGAUCCAUGCACUCCAUGCUACUCCAUGCGUGUCCAUUUCAACAGAGAUUAGAAGAUGACAACGCGGACCCGACAUUCUUCUAAUCUCUGUUGAAAUGGACACCCUGCUAGACCGAUUCUAUGAUAAUCGACUGAGGGAGCGCAAGCGGACUGGUCUCCUCUCCGAAAUCGAAAUUCAUAUUGACGUUUGCCUCACCGAAUUAUCACAACUAGAGGAGGUUUAUAACCGGUAACUACAUUUAUUUCAUUUUGAUAUUAUGCUGAUGAAAGAAGAAUGAGAAACGAGGAAGAUUAAUGCUGAAAGGACACAAAUUCAAAUGAAAAAUUAGCAGUGGAGUAGCUUCUAGUACUAGGGUCAUCUUCUACAACUUGCGCAACUUUUACCUUGUCCAGGUUAGCAUUGAAAAUCGACAUGGUUGAGGAGGAAGUCUAUCGCUUGGAGGUUGGGAACUCCGCUGAGCGGUCCGCAACGGAGCGCAAGUACCUU